Nannizzia gypsea CBS 118893 is the source of this 855-nucleotide messenger RNA. RefSeq names its product short chain dehydrogenase/reductase. Bases 1 to 855 code for a protein of 284 amino acids. NCBI's taxonomy places the organism in Eukaryota, Fungi, Ascomycota, Eurotiomycetes, Onygenales, Arthrodermataceae. The transcript is spliced from 3 exons. The record is from RefSeq and is a predicted model, not a curated record.
AUGAUUUCGACAAAGGAACUCACUCAACACUCUCUUUUUGACGUCAAGGGAUUCGUUGCGGUUGUGACAGGUGGUGGAUCUGGCAUUGGUUUAAUGGCAACUCAAGGGCUUAUAGCAGGUGGUGCACGCGUCUAUAUUGUCAGUCGCCGCAAAGAGGUUUUGGAUGAAGUAGCAAAGAAGUACUCGCAAACAGGCCAAGGGGGCAUUAUUGGUAUCAAAGCAGAUAUUAAUUAUCUCAACGAUGUCGAAAACCUUGCAAAGGAGUUAGAGGCCAAAGAGCCAAAAGGGAUCAAUAUUCUCAUUAACAAUGCUGGGGUGACCCAAGAGGCGGACAAGAAGAGUCAGGUGUCUUCCGUCGACUACCACUCCGCUGAUUCAGUACGCUCAUGGCUUGAGGGCAAUGGAAGGGACAUUUGGCAACAAACACUGGCCUCAAACUUGACUUCCCAUCAUUUUGUUACCGCACGACUUGUUCCAGCCUUGGACAAGGGAAGUAGCAUUAUUCCCGGGCACUCGUCAUCCAUCAUAAACAUCUCCAGUAUUUCCGGGACCGUUAAGUCGACCUCAUCUGGUCAAUUUGCCUAUGCAGCUAGCAAGGCAGCAUUCACCCAUCUUAGUCGCCAGCUCGCAUACACUCUAUAUCCACUUCAUGAAAAUCAAAAAUCAAAGAUAGAAGGCGCCGGCCACAAAUUCCCAGCGGGUAUGACUGCCUUUCCACACUCGCCGAUUUGGUAUCGGAUAGAAGCUAAGCAAAGUACACAGGUCGAACUGGGCAAGAAGCUGAUAUCGCAAGCGCUGUGCUGUACCUUGGCAGCCGCGCGGGCACGUUCGUCAACGGGGAAACAAUUCACGUAG